Penicillium verrucosum is the source of this 819-nucleotide messenger RNA. RefSeq names its product glutaredoxin. The transcript has 3 exons. Gene Ontology annotation, biological process: cellular response to oxidative stress. Gene Ontology annotation, cellular component: fungal-type vacuole; Golgi lumen; cis-Golgi network. The record is from RefSeq and is a predicted model, not a curated record. Bases 1 to 819 code for a protein of 272 amino acids. NCBI's taxonomy places the organism in Eukaryota, Fungi, Ascomycota, Eurotiomycetes, Eurotiales, Aspergillaceae. Gene Ontology annotation, molecular function: glutathione disulfide oxidoreductase activity.
AUGCCUUCUUCACAUCGGCGGCUUCGACUAAUUGUCAUUGCGGUCAUCGCGAUUCUUUUCAUGGUCUUUUACUACACUGGCGAUGCAAGCAAAAUCCAAAAUCAAAAGUUUUAUCGGUCAACCCUCGACGCAAUGAAAGCGAAAGAGCAAGCCAAACAGGCCAAGGCCCAAGAGAAGAUCCAGCAACCUGUGCAUGCACCCGGACAGAAUGGCGCUGCGGGCGCGGGCGCAGGUGAUAAGGUGCCCAUCGCUGAGGUCGAGAAAGCUGCCGUUCCUCCUGCUACAGGGAAUGAAGAUAUGGAGGAGAUCCCGAUUGCCGGACGGACGAAGAUGAUCAUUCCCAAGAAGGGGAGCCAGGAUACACCGUCAGAGGUCCAAUCGGAUAUGAAGAGCGAAGAGGAGAAGGAGCGCGAAGAAAAAGCAAAAAGAGAGCGUGAGGAGAAAGAAAAGAAAGAGGCCGAGGCGACGGCAGAGCUUAAUGCGAUUCUUAAGCGGGCUCCAGUCAUCGUUUUCUCCAAAUCCUACUGCCCCUACAGCAAGAAAGCCAAGUCGAUUUUGCUGGAGCACUACUCUAUUGAGCCGAAACCGUUCGUCGUCGAAUUGGAUAAACACCCGCUUGGACCGUAUCUGCAGGCCCUGCUUGCGCAGAGUACGGGGCGUCGCACUGUGCCCAAUGUGCUCGUGAGCGGGAAGAGUAUAGGUGGUGGGGACGAUAUUGCGGCAUUGGAUCAGAGCGACGAGCUGGCUUCGACGCUGCGACAAAUGGGCGGGAAAUGGAUCGUGGAUGUGUCGCACCAGGAGGUUGAGAAAACACUAUGA